This is a messenger RNA of Rhipicephalus sanguineus (brown dog tick), 3048 nucleotides long. RefSeq names its product 3-hydroxy-3-methylglutaryl-coenzyme A reductase (gene Hmgcr). Bases 385 to 2976 code for a protein of 863 amino acids. Lineage: Eukaryota; Metazoa; Arthropoda; Arachnida; Ixodida; Ixodidae. Gene Ontology annotation, molecular function: protein binding; hydroxymethylglutaryl-CoA reductase (NADPH) activity; NADP binding. Gene Ontology annotation, cellular component: peroxisomal membrane; endoplasmic reticulum membrane. The transcript has 20 exons. The record is from RefSeq and is a predicted model, not a curated record. Gene Ontology annotation, biological process: sterol biosynthetic process; isoprenoid biosynthetic process; coenzyme A metabolic process.
GUGUCGCGACUGUGUAAUCGCCCCCUCCGUUACUUCUCAGGCAUCGACUCCCAGACGACGGCGCUUUGCCCGCAUAGCUUGUUUUUCUUAAUUACCUUAAUGACGCUUCCUUGAGCCGGCGUGCUCAGCCUGUGAUCUGACUGUGGUGAUUCAUUCGUAGAGAUCAGCAGCAUGUUGCUUCGGACCCAUCGUAGCCGCAGCGAAGCAUUGCGUUGCUUUUAGUGAUGUGCCUUGUUGUCUGGAGCAAAGAGGAGCGCUUCACAUCUGACAAUUUUCGAAAGAAACUGCUCUCAAGAGGCGUCGUCGGUUCGUCGCUGCAUUUCGACGACGCACUCCUUCAACGUUCUGGACAAACUUUGGGCCCAGCGCUGCAGCCCGGGGGCGAUGCUGGCGCGGCUGUUCUACGCGCACGGGCGCCUGUGCGCGUCCCACCCGUGGGAGGUGAUCGUGGGCUUCCUCACGCUCACCAUCUGCCUGCUCUCCAUGGGCUCGGCCUUCCUGGCUGGCAGCCGGCUAUGCGGGUGGUCGCCACAGUGCCAGAUGAAGGAGGAGGACAAAGGCAUGGACGUCGUCGUGAUGACCGUGACGCGCUGCAUGGCCCUGUUGUACGUGUACCACCAGUUCCGUGUGCUCUACAAGCUGGGCUCCAAGUACCUCAUAGGCAUAGCAACCAUUUUCACAAUUUUCUCCAGUUUCGUCUUCAGCAGCAGCGUAGUGAAUCUCUUAGAAGGCGACCUGUCUGAACUCAAAGAGGCGCUGCCGUUCUUUCUACUUCUCAUUGAUUUAUCCAAGGCUGGUCUACUGGCCCAGUUUGCCCUCAGCUCCAGCUCGCAGGAAGAGGUACGGGAGAACAUAGCCCGUGGUAUGGCUGUGCUGGGUCCCACAAUCACCCUAGACACCAUCGUCGAGACAUUGGUCAUCGGUGUGGGCACCCUUUCAGGUGUCAAACGGCUAGAAGAACUUUGCUGCUUUGCCUGCAUGUCUGCAUUGGUCAACUAUGUCGUCUUCAUGACCUUCUUCCCAGCUUGUUUGUCCUUGGUUCUCGAGUUGUCACGAGACAGGGAAGAGGGACGUCCUGUGUGGCAGUUGAGUACAUUAGCAAGAGUCUUGCAACAAGAAGAAGAACAAAAGCCAAAUCCAGUCCUCCAGAGGGUAAAAAUGAUCAUGUCAGCGGGGCUGAUGCUUGUGCACACACACAGUCGGUGGAUGGCAGGCAGCCCAGGAACACAGAGCCCAGACCCCAUCGCAGCUGACAAGCUUGCCUGGGGGCCUUACUUUCAAAGAUGGCUGGCGGUGAGCCCUGAGCAGCUGGUGUUGCUCGUGCUGGCAUCAGCGCUGGCUGUCAAAUACAUCUUCUUUGAGAACAGAGAGGAGCUAGAGCUGCAUCUUGCACAACAAAACCACCCGUGGGAAGAAAAGGCUUGCCUAGGUGACUCCGCAAAUGGUGCAGAAGGGUCCACUGGGAGUCGCCCUAGCACGCCUUCCACGCAGCCAGCUUGCCCCACAGAACCUCGUGUUGACUUUGUGCUGGGUGCUGAUGACUGCUGGGAAAUGGUGGACAGAGGUUGCCAGACAGAGGAGAACCCCGAGGAGGAGCCCGAGCCUGAACCCCGCAGUCUAGAAGAGUGCAUUGCUGUACUGCAGGGACAGGAUGGUGCUCGGAGCCUGACAGAUGAGGAAGUGCUCCGGCUGUGCGAGGCCCAUAAGCUGGCGGCCUACCGUCUCGAGCAAGCGGUGGGCAGCGCACUGCGGGGUGUGUCCCUCCGGCGGCGGCUGCUCGAGCGGCAAGGGGCGAGUUCCCUGGAGGGCCUGCCUUUCCACGGUUACGACUACACGGCCGUGCUGGGGGCCUGCUGCGAGAAUGUGGUUGGCUUCCUGCCCGUGCCUGUGGGCAUAGCCGGCCCACUCCUGCUUGACGGCCGGCAGUUUCUCGUGCCCAUGGCCACUACCGAAGGGUGCCUGGUGGCCAGCACCAACCGGGGUUGUCGUGCCCUGUCUAUGUCAGGCGGUGCCUUCAGCAGUGUUGUCCAGGAUGGCAUGACCCGUGGACCUGUCGUCAAAUUGCCUACCGCGCAACAGGCAGCGGAGGUGAUGAGAUGGCUGCAGGAUCCAGAGCACUUUGCACAGCUCAAGGUGGCUUUUGAUGGGACCAGUCGGUUUGCCAGACUGCAGAAGCUGCACACAAGCAUAGCAGCACGAUACCUGUUCAUUCGUUUUGUCUCUGUCACUGGUGACGCCAUGGGCAUGAACAUGCUUUCCAAGGGUGCAGAGGUGGCCCUUCUCAAACUACAGGAAGUGUUUCCGGCCCUGCAGGUGAUCAGUGUUAGUGGGAACUAUUGCACCGACAAGAAGCCAACUGCCCUUAACUGGAUUGAAGGCCGAGGCAAGUCCGUAGUCUGUGAGGCCACAGUUCCAGCCCGGGUGGUGAGAGAGGUCCUCAAGACAGAUGUUCUGUCCCUUAUCGAAGUCAACAUCAGCAAGAAUCUAGUUGGAUCAGCCAUGGCAGGCAGUGUGGGUGGCUUCAAUGCCCAGGCAGCCAACAUCGUCACAGCCAUAUUCAUCGCUACUGGACAGGACCCAGCACAAAAUGUUACAAGUUCGAAUUGCCUAACAUUGGUCGAAGCCUGUGGUGCAGCGGGACAAGAUCUGUACAUCAGCUGCACCAUGCCUUCCAUUGAAAUCGGAACCGUGGGAGGAGGAACUGUGCUACAGCCACAGGGCACCAUGCUUGAGCUUCUGGGCGUGCGGGGUUCCUCAAUUGAAGAGCCUGGUGCGCAUGCCUGCACCCUGGCACGAGUGGUGUGUGCCACUGUGCUGGCCGGAGAACUUUCCCUGCUGUCAGCCUUGGCAGCAGGACAUCUAGUCAAGUCUCAUAUGAGGCACAACAGGUCGAGUGUUAAUGUGGCUCAGUCGACAGCAGCGGAAGAUGAAUCUCGAAGACCCAGGACUAUUGGAGGACUACUUGCCCCACAAUAGGAGUUGUCGCAACACUGGCAAGAAUGAGCUGAUGUGUGUUGAGCAUGUUGAAUAAAGUGGGAGCAAAGAUCA